Quercus lobata is the source of this 1488-nucleotide messenger RNA. Its product is annotated as TPD1 protein homolog 1-like. Gene Ontology annotation, biological process: cell fate determination. The transcript has 3 exons. NCBI's taxonomy places the organism in Eukaryota, Viridiplantae, Streptophyta, Magnoliopsida, Fagales, Fagaceae. The coding region runs from base 76 to 612 and encodes 178 amino acids. The record is from RefSeq and is a predicted model, not a curated record.
CAUAAAGAACUCCUUCAUACCCACCAACCCUCUCACUUUUUCUUUGUUGUUAUUGAUUGAUUUUCACCAAGCAAAAUGACAGUGGCAGGAGUGGAAAAUGAGCAGUCAAACUGCCAAACUCUGAGAAUUAUUACACUCUCUAACUCAAAAACCAUCAUGGUCUCUUGUCAUGUGUUCUUCCUCCACUUGAUCAUGCUCAUCAUUGUAUUUUGCAGUCUUGGGAUACAUUCAGAAGCUUCUAUUAAUGAGUUCAUACAUUCAUCUCAUGGGGAUAAAAACCAUUCAAGCUGCAGAACACUUUUGCUACAUGGCACUUGCACAAACAGAGAUAUAAGCAUCUCACAAAGCAGAGAUUCCACAUCUGGAAUCCCACAGUACAUAGUCCAGAUUGUCAACACCUGUGUUUCUGGAUGUGCUCCUUCAGAUAUUCAUCUCCACUGUGGUUGGUUUGCCUCUGCAAGAAUAAUAAACCCAAGAACCUUCAAGAGGCUCUCCUAUGAUGAUUGCUUGGUUAAUGGUGGAAAAACUUUGAAGACUAGCCAAGUCAUCAGAUUUACUUACUCAAACUCCUUCAUGUACCCACUUGCAUUCAAGUCUGCCAAGUUCUGCUGAACCCCAAAACAAGUCCAAAUGAGGCAUGAAAUAAUAGAACCAAUUGCACCAUGCAUGAUUGAAAAAAAAAAUCCAAAAAAAAUUCAUGAACCCUACCAUUGUAACAGCCUUUUCACAACCUAGCGUUAACCCUUUUUAGAACUCUACAAAUCCUUGUUGGGUUCCUUUUCAAUAAUAUCUUAUUUUGAUAAUCGUUGCUGUCGAAAGUGUUCUAGCUAGCAUCCCCAUAAUAUACCUUGAAAGUUCCAUUACUUGGAAUUUAGUCUUCCCUAGUCAAAAGCUACUGUUUAUGUACCUGCAUGGCAAACAGAAGGUCUGAAACUUGGUGCUUCAUUUGUGGUCCGUGUGCUAUCAGUGCUGUCUCUCUCUCUUUCUCUCUCACUUUUGUUUCCUUUUGUCACAGAGAGAGAGAUAGAAGUUUGUCUUUUCUACUUUAUUUUUCUUCUAGAGCUGAAAAUGGGGGGCCUCUUUGCUAGAUAGGAUGAUUGGAGCAAUAGAGAGUGUGUGUCAGCAGUGCCUGAUUUGUGUGGAAGAAUUCACAAAAUAUUGAAUUAAAGCUGCGGCAUUGAACUUUACUUUCUCUCUCUCUCUCUCUCUGUGCAGUCGGCAGAAGAGGUUGGAUGUUAGCAUCAAGGCUCACAGCUCAAGAACAGAAAUUGAAGAAACCAAGCACCAGAGGAAUACCCUGGUUGUGAUCUUGAAGAUUCAUUUUUGUUCUUUCAUAUGUAUGCGAGUUGAGACUAGAGAGUAACCCUCUUGUCCAUAAGAAAAUACAAAAAAAGAUAGUGAGUUAACUCUUUUUUAAUCUAGGUCUGUAUCUUUUUGGCUGUCUGAUGCCUUGGUUAUCUAUAAAUAUUCAUACCUCCAAAGGGGUGU